GACACUUUGGAUCGUUAUCCGCUUCCUAGCUAACCUGGGUCUAUGCAGAUGUCCUGAAUGGCGGAAUGGUCGCCCUCGCUAUCUUUACACUCAAUAUAUUCCAUCCAGGAUUCCUUAUUCUCCCCAUUCAGCGCCGCUUCUACCUUCUAUGUGCGACACCUUCGUAUGAGAAGGCAUGGAGGCCUUGGGAUUGAUGUGAGAAAUUGCGCGGGAUAGUCCACUUGUCGCCGUACAUAUCAUCCGAUGAAUGGGUGGUGGCAGCCUUAUUCACGCAACCGAAGCUGUGUCAGAUUUGAUAAACGACUCAUACUACCACCACCCUUUCCAGGCAUGUCUGAGCCAGAUCUGAUCCCACUUGCAUCUCUGUCGCAUUUUAUCACAACCACAGCAUAAAGUUCGCAGUCUUGACUGAUAGAGAAGGCUGUUCGAGGGCUUGAUAUACUCGAGUGACAUUUGUGAACAGUGUAUACCCAAUACCUCGUCUCCUGCAGCCAUGUCUCCCGGUCUCACGUACGAUGCUACGAUUGCCACGAUUACAAGGCUAGUGCCCGACCCCGGACUACAUAACCCCCGUCUCGGCAUCGUCUGCGGGUCUGGACUGAGCACGCUGGUUUCCAGCCUCAAGAAUGUCGUGCAGAUAUCAUACUCAAAACUAGAGGGUUUCGCGGACAGUACAGUUGUGGGACAGAAAAGUGCCCUGGCCUUUGGCUACAUCGGCAAGGACAACUACCCUGUCGUUGCCAUGCUUGGACGUUUCCAUCCGUACGAAGGUUACAAGCCAGCGACAGUGACUUAUGGCAUUCGGGUCAUGAAGAGACUGGGAGUCAAGGAUGUGAUCAUUACCAACGCAGCUGGUUCCCUGACGCCAGAGAUACCCGUCGGAACUAUUGUGGUUGUCCAGGACCACUUUGCACUGCCUAACUUGACGGGGAUGAGCCCGUCAUUCGGACCCUUGAUGUCUAAAGAAUACCCGCGGUUUUUGCCCUUGAGUGACGCUUAUUCCACUCGUUUGCGGCGAUUUGCAUUCUUGGCUGCACAUAAGCUUCAGUUUCCAGAUGACGCGUUGGCAGAGGGAGUCUACGCCUGGGUCUCCGGCCCAGCUUACGAAACGCCUGCGGAGGGACGGUUCUUGCGAAGUGCUGGUGCACAUGUCGUCGGCAUGAGUACCAUUCCCGAGGUCGUUGCGGCACGCGAGGAAAAUCUGGAAGUCAUAGUUUUGAGUCUCGUUACGAACCUGGUUGUUAUACCCGACACAUAUCGGAGCAUCAAGGCCGAGGUAAAGGCUGAGCUGGCCGGCCUUCCGAUUGAUCGGCCUGAAAUUGGCAGGGCUUCUCACGAAGAAGUAAUUGCAGUUGGUAUAUUGAAGACGGAGGUUAUGAGAUGUUUGGUGGAGCGCGUGGCUGAGCUGGUCUCGUCAGAGAAACCAACGGUUUGAUGGUGGCAGUUAGGGACUGGCAUGUGUCAUGGAAAAGGAUCAUAACUCGGAAAGGAUCAGGAUAACCCGUAAUAUCGCUUCGAUAUUGACGUGGUUUGGUUACACAGUGUACCUCCUGGAGGAACAAACAAUCUUAGAAUACCUUGGUAGCAAUCAGUGCGAAUGUGCAGUCCACUUGUCACCGCGCAGACACGCUCGGCGGAGACGAGCUGUGCUGAGCACCAAGGAUAGAGCCAGCCAAUGACUCAGACCU
Messenger RNA from Pisolithus orientalis, 1688 nucleotides. RefSeq names its product nucleoside phosphorylase domain-containing protein. Bases 494 to 1435 code for a protein of 313 amino acids. Gene Ontology annotation, molecular function: purine-nucleoside phosphorylase activity. The record is from RefSeq and is a predicted model, not a curated record. Lineage: Eukaryota; Fungi; Basidiomycota; Agaricomycetes; Boletales; Pisolithaceae. Gene Ontology annotation, biological process: nucleoside metabolic process. The transcript is spliced from 6 exons. Gene Ontology annotation, cellular component: cytoplasm.